Schistosoma curassoni is the source of this 987-nucleotide messenger RNA. The record is from the annotation of a GenBank genome assembly. Lineage: Eukaryota; Metazoa; Platyhelminthes; Trematoda; Strigeidida; Schistosomatidae.
GUAUUGUACAUCUGAUUGUUUUAAGGAACUGUAGUGUGCAUAAUAUAUAUUGUGUAAUAUGUUGUCGUGCACUACAUUCUAUGACGAGGACGAUGAAUGUUGUUUGACUGUCGAUAGUCUAAGAGAAGCUAGAGUGGUGGGUCAGUUUGAUAAAAAGUUUAUCCUGCUGAUUGCUAAUGCUAAAAGUAGACAUUAUCAACUGUUUGAAGAACCAUUCUCUAAACCACAUGGAUACAGAUAUAAACAUUCCUACAUUAUUGCAGUUGAUCAACAUGCUGCACAUGAGAGAAUACUUGUUGAAUUUUUUGAGAAGGAGUGCUUGAAUCAUUUUGAAAUGUCUUCAAAUAGAGCAACACGUGAACUCCAACUUUUGAAAAUAUUUUCCAGGAAAAUAUCUUUAAAACUAUCAAGGCGAUUGGUUCCCGAUAUCUUUAAUUUAGUGAACCAAGAACAAGUUAAGUUAUAUUGGCUAUUAAAAUAUGGGUUCUCAGCUAUUCUUGAUUGUAACUCCAUGGAGCAAUCUAUUAUCGUUACUAUGAUCCCUCGAGUAAUUCCUCAAAGUCAUUCGUCAGAAAAACUCCUUAGGAAAAUCAUCGCGAGUUGUAUUCGGGUUAUACUGUUAAAUCAGGAGGAAUCAAACGUCAGUAUUAUACACCAGAUCAUGCAAGCGAUUCAUCCCCUUUUAGAAAGUCGAGCUUGUCAUCAAGCAAUUCGUUUCGGAAGUAAACUUAGCAGAAAGCAAAUGGAGAAACUUAUAAUUGAACUUUCAAGAUGUCGUAUACCUUUCCAAUGCGCACAUGGACGUCCAACUUGUACUUUAAUUAAAAUAACUGAUAAAGAAUAUGAUUAAAUUUUAUAGAUAAAAAUGUCCAUAAUACUAAGAAGUAAAUAUUUCAAAAUAAAAUCUAUACAGUACUAUAAUUGUCUAGUUUUAAUCUGUACACCUUAAUCUGAAGACAAUAGUGUGGUCGACAUUUAUACUUUUUG